This is a messenger RNA of Engraulis encrasicolus (European anchovy), 2158 nucleotides long. Its product is annotated as serum amyloid P-component-like. Lineage: Eukaryota; Metazoa; Chordata; Actinopteri; Clupeiformes; Engraulidae. The coding region runs from base 118 to 861 and encodes 247 amino acids. The record is from RefSeq and is a predicted model, not a curated record. The transcript is spliced from 4 exons.
CCACUGCCAGUGCUGAUUUUUUUUCCACUUCACAUGUGUCUGACUCAAAGGUUUUCAUUUUCACACUCAUGAGUUUGCAGUGGGCUAAUUCUUGCUCUCUUUGAGGCUACCAGAGCCAUGCGGAGCCUGAUUUUGUUGUGCCUGCUCUGCAGCACCAGUGCCAAGCCAGAAGAUCUUUCUGGGAAGUCCAUGACCUUCUUGGAUCUCAACAGAGCUGAGGAUGACCACACCCACGUCAUCCUUCCCAUGGCCAAGAGGGUCGAUUCUGCCACACUGUGCCUGAGGUACCUCAUGGACCGCAUAAGGGAGUCGUUGAUGUUCUCCAUCUCCCACUCGGACCCCUCCCACUCCGGCGUGUACCUGGAGAAAAGCUACGACGAGGAUGAGCGCGAGCGAGAGCUGGCGGUCUUCCAGCUCUUCGUGAACGGCACCAGCCAGGCCAGAUUCUCCUUCCCAGGGCCGCAGGAGAAACGCACAGAGUGGAACUCGCUGUGUGUAUCGUGGGAUGCGCAGAAGGGCAGCGCCGCACUGUACCUGAACGGCGUUGAGAAAGGGUCCCUGAAGGAAACGCCGGCCGAGCCGCUGUCAGGUCCUCCCGGCGAUGGAGCUUCGCCGAGGGUCACGUUGGGCAGACGUUACGACGCGGAGAACGCUUUGUGGCGGGACGAUGACUUUGAUGUAGAGCUCAAAGACGUGCACGUUUGGGACUCUGUCUUGUCCUCCGCUGAGAUCCAGAAGUAUAUCGACGAUAAGACAGGGAGUGCGACCUUCACUUCAGGCAAUGUAGUGAACUGGAAAGCGCUAAAUUUCGAAGUUAAGGGCAAAUUUUUGUUGCUAAGGGAGUUGAAUAAAUGUGAAUAGAAUGCUACAUUGCUACCAAAAUCUUUGCCUUGACAGAGCCAAACAGGUUGUAAUCGCAAUUCUUGGCAUCGAGAUGAGUUUAUACUGGCUAUAGACUUUAUAAUAGGCCUAUCUCUUUUUUUGUCUUAUAUAAUACAUCUUGUGUGUUAUUGUCACUGUUUCUUUCUUCUUGCUAUAGAAUUAAGUAUGAAAAGUGUCACCAUGAGGCUAUCUUACAGAAAUAGACUGUGGUUCGCAUUCACAAUGUUAAAAGCAUGUAUGUCUUAUGUACUGUAGUUGGCCACAGUUUCUGCACUUUGCAUUUGUAGGGGGCAGCCUUGGUCUAAUGGUUAAAGGCGUUGGUCUUGGUUUGCAGGUUCUUAUCCCACCGGUACUAUAUACCCGUUGGAAAAUGUAUUCACCACCAUCCAUGGGUUUAGUGCCCUAACCUCACACUACUCUAGACAUACCCUGUAAUAACUGUAAAUCGUGUUGGCCUUGGCCGUUGGUCAAACGGCUAAGGCACCAUACUGUUACUCCAUGGACCUGGGUUCGAUUCCGGCCCAAGGUCAUUUUUCGAUUCUCCCUCAUCUCUCUCUCCCGCUCGCUUUGUGUCUCCUCUGACACCUUUCUAUGGAAAUAAAGGCCAAAAAGUACUUGAAAAAUAUCAGCUAAGUGUAAUGUAAUGCAAGUUGAAUGCAAUUAGACAUUAUUAGUUAUCCAAAAGGAAUCGUGGGAAUUGUGAGCCUUAAAAUGUAGUAAAACUUCAGAAACCUGUUAGACGGCAGCAAUGAAAUUAAAUUACAAAUUAAAUUACUAAAUACAAAAUUCCAAUGUGUGACUUUCAUCCAUAUUCUUUUCCAUUUCCAUGUACAAUUACAAUAUAUUAAUGUUGUUCUGUAUUAAUGCUGUUCUGUCACCAUCGGUUCUCUGCUAAUCACACACAACAUAUAUGUCUGUAUGUAUACAGUAGAUAUGAAAACUAGUUGCAGUGGGCAGAAUUUUGGCAUGGGCCAACCCUGAGCGCCGCUGUCUUGGGCCGGGGUCCUGAUAUUUCUCUUUGAUCAUACCGCCCCCUACAGGAAAUUAUGCUUGUUGCCUAAAGUGUCCCAAACCUGAAGGAUUCGCUUCUGUUACGGUUUUGUACCGCACCUAUUGCUACAUGUCCUUAGGCCUAUGCUUUGCUGUGUUUCUCAGUCCAUUAUUUAGGCUAUGUCUUUGAUGUUGUUAGCUGGAAGGCCAAAAUAUGUAAGAAUAUACAAAUUGGAAUAGUUCAAGAUGUGAGCAAUGAAUCUAUAAUCCAUGAAGGUUUAACAUU